AUGUCGCGAACUCUCCCCAAGAAGAACAACCCAUUGAUCCUUGCCGACGUCGCUCCGGCUUAUGACGAUCUGCUCUCGCGCCGUCGUCUUGGUAAGACCAACCUGUCCGUUAAACCUGGUCAGAUUGGUACCUCCAAUGCCACCAAGCCCGAGAACCUAGGCCUGUUCGAGUACGCCCACCUGCGGGCCCCUCUGCCCAAGGACCUGGAGGGCUCCGAGAUCUUCCCUUCCCACAACUCUCAGCAGCACCCAGAGACUUACUUUUUGAUGCGAAGGAGCAAGGACGGCUUUGUUAGUGCUACUGGCAUGUUCAAAAUUGCGUUCCCCUGGGCCAAAAUCGAUGAGGAACGUAUUGAGAGAGAAUAUCUGAAGUCACGCGAGUACACAAGCCAGGAGGAAGUUGCCGGCAACGUGUGGAUUUCCCCUCUCUUCGCUCUCGAGCUUUCCAGAGAGUACUUGAUGUACGACUGGGUUCGCGCCUUGUUAGAUCCCAAGGAGAUCGUACAGAGUCCCAAGAAACAAAUUACCCCGCCACCGAAGUUCGAAAUGCCAUCAGAGGAAGCAACCACUUCGCAGCGCCGCAGCCGCCGCUCUGUCUCUCCUAGCAAAGCAUCUCCUAGCAAGAAGUCCGCCUCUCCUCGUAAGCCUCGACAGGCUCGCUCAACGAAAGAAGCCCCUAACACACCGUCUACAAAUGCUGCCAAUGACAGCUUGCAGCAAGCCCUGGAAACUACAGUGUCCGUAGAAACCGAUGCCUUGAACGGGGUUUUGGAGACCGUGGAAGAAACGACUGAAGUCAAGACCACUGGUUCUCCGGAGAAGAAGAGGGGCCGUAAGCCUAAGAAGGCUGCCGCCGAGGCCGAAGAGGAGAAGGCCAAGGACGCGGAGAAGGAAGAGAAGAAGGCCGAGAAGAAGGCCGAGAAGAAAAAGAAGCAAGACGCAGCGGAGAAGGAGCCUACAGUUAGCAAAAUCUUCAGCGAGGUCGCCGCCACCGAAGAUGCUACCGUUUCACAAACAACCAUCUCCUUGGAUAUGCCUCUUUUGCCCCAAGCUCCAUCCGCCAAGGAAACAGAAGAGAUGAUCGCAGAGGCUAAAGUGUUGGUCGAGAAUGCCAUCAAGAACCAAGCGUCCGAAGUUGCGGCCUCAGGAUCAGCAGUCCAGGUCACAAAGAAGCGAAAGCCUGAAGACGAUGACGAAGAGACUGCCGCCGAGGCCGCUCAACGAGUAAAGAAAGCCAAGGUCUUGGAGGACAAGCUCAAGCGUGAGCGGGUCCGCAACCGUGCUCUCUUCGGAGUUUCGGCAGCUUUUGCCCUUGCUGCCUCUAUCCCCUACUUCCUUUAG
Molecule: messenger RNA, 1341 nt
Organism: Penicillium angulare
Lineage: Eukaryota; Fungi; Ascomycota; Eurotiomycetes; Eurotiales; Aspergillaceae
Product: KilA-N domain-containing protein
Exons: 5
Coding region: 1-1341 (446 amino acids)
Biological process (GO): meiotic attachment of telomere to nuclear envelope; mitotic telomere tethering at nuclear periphery
Cellular component (GO): nuclear membrane complex Bqt3-Bqt4
Molecular function (GO): DNA binding
Source: RefSeq, a predicted model, not a curated record